GAGGAGCCGGAGGAGGAGGGGAGACAGACCCAACCCAGCGCUUCCAGUGGUUUCCUGCCUCCGCCUGCUCUAAAGCCUUCGCAUUCCUGCAGACUCACAGACAGCCUGGAGCCACCAGCCUGCCAGCCACCCACCUGCCUGAUCGCCUGCCCAGGAACUCAGUGCAGAGGCUCACUGACACCUCCUGUCCAUAGGACCCAGCACCAUGAGGACCUGGAUCUUCUUUCUCCUCUGCCUGGCCGGGAGGGCCAUGGCUGCUCCUCAGCAGCAGGAAGCCCUGCCUGAUGAGACAGAGGUGGUGGAGGAAACUGUGGCUGAGGUGGCCGAGGUGACUGUGGGAGCCAAUCCUGUGCAGGUGGAAGUAGGAGAGUUCGAGGAAGGUGCUGAAGAAGCUGAAGAGGAGGUGGUGAUGGAAAACCCCUGCCAGAACCACCACUGCAAGCAUGGCAAGGUGUGCGAACUGGAUGAGAGCAACACCCCCAUGUGUGUGUGCCAGGACCCCACCAGCUGCCCGGCCCCCGUCGGCGACUUUGAGAAGGUCUGCAGCAAUGACAACAAGACCUUUGACUCUUCCUGCCACUUCUUUGCCACCAAGUGUACCCUGGAGGGCACCAAGAAGGGCCACAAACUGCACCUGGACUACAUCGGACCUUGCAAAUACAUUGCCCCCUGCCUGGACUCUGAGCUGACUGAGUUCCCCCUGCGCAUGCGCGACUGGCUCAAGAAUGUCCUGGUCACUCUGUACGAAAGGGAUGAGGGCAACAACUUGCUGACUGAGAAGCAGAAGCUGCGGGUGAAGAAGAUCCAUGAGAAUGAGAAGCGCCUGGAAGCUGGGGAUCACCCCGUGGAGCUGCUGGCUCGGGACUUCGAAAAGAACUACAACAUGUACAUCUUCCCUGUGCACUGGCAGUUCGGCCAGCUGGACCAGCACCCUGUUGAUGGGUACCUGUCCCACACUGAGCUGGCCCCCCUGCGUGCACCCCUCAUUCCCAUGGAGCACUGCACCACCCGAUUUUUUGAGACCUGCGACCUGGAUAAUGACAAGUACAUCGCUCUGGAUGAGUGGGCCGGCUGCUUCGGCAUCAAGGAGCAGGACAUCGACAAGGACCUGGUGAUCUAAACCUGCCUCCUCGCUGACCCAGACUCCCUGACCCCCCCCCCCCCCCACUUGUCUCCCCCUUGUUUAAAAUGUUUGGAUGGCUUGUUGUUCUGCCUGGGACAGGUGCUAAUCUAGAUCUAAGUGAAUAUAUUAACGGUGCUAAAAACAGAAACUAACUGCCCAUGACCUUGGUAGCCAUGCUCCCCCCAACAUAGCCACUACUCACACCUGCCCUUCACCAUGGCCUGCAGCUCUGCACAUUCUGCUUCUCUGCUUAAAACUAACACUUAUGGGGUAAACUUUUGCCUUAAGUCAGGAGGGGGCUGUGUGUGUCAUGCCUACGUGGCCUUAAGGGGGGCAUGGGGAAGUAACAGACAGGUGACACUGAUUGAUUAGGAAAGAUGCUCUAGCACUGGAGGGUGAAUGGGGACAGUUCCUGGGAGUCCAGCAGUCCCGCAGAAAGGUGAUUGCUUUAGGGAUAGUAACAGAGGUGGCAGAGACACCUCACCACCCUCACUGCUCCCUGCUCUUGCUUCCACGUGAAGUUGUUUGUUCAAACUCUUGGGAGCCAGGGCCCAACAGCUUCCUGAACUCAGGAAAGCCUCUGGGAGAGCCAUAUCCCACAGUGUCUCUUGCCCAUUGGGCCCCAGGUACCGCAGGGCUUCCAGGUCCAAUCAGAAAGGACUCAGAGAGGAAGAUUUGGGAGUCAUCAGACAGAGUGUGAGGACUGCUGAGUUGGCUGUGUUGUUGCUUUUGUUUUUCACAUUUAGAGGGUUGUUGAGAGCGGUCUCUCCCUUGGUUUCUAGCAUGCUCUUUUCUUUUCCUCUUCCCUUUUCUUCCUAUUAACCAAGAGAAUAUUCAAAGUCAAUGGUAUGGUCAACUCUCACAGGCUGAGAACCCAUUCGCCUCCAAGCAUUUCAUGAAAAAGCUGCUUCUGAUUAAUUGUGCAAACUCACCCAGAUGUGGAGAGUUUGACAAAUCUUUCAAAAAUAAAAAGUAACAACUUAAAAAUGGC
Molecule: messenger RNA, 2114 nt
Organism: Erinaceus europaeus (western European hedgehog)
Lineage: Eukaryota; Metazoa; Chordata; Mammalia; Eulipotyphla; Erinaceidae
Gene: SPARC
Product: secreted protein acidic and cysteine rich
Exons: 10
Coding region: 206-1120 (304 amino acids)
Biological process (GO): anatomical structure development
Molecular function (GO): calcium ion binding; extracellular matrix binding; collagen binding
Source: RefSeq, a predicted model, not a curated record